Messenger RNA from Echinostoma caproni, 2400 nucleotides. The record is from the annotation of a GenBank genome assembly. Lineage: Eukaryota; Metazoa; Platyhelminthes; Trematoda; Plagiorchiida; Echinostomatidae.
AUGAGAUUCUGUGCCUCAGCGGGUGAAAGAGCUGAUCCUGUGGAGAUCACCGAGUGUAUCGUCCCUCCCCCACCUCGACUUGCGAUAAAAACACGAUCGAACUAUACUAUAUUAUACUAUAUGCUAUACUGUAUAGAAGAAAACGAAUUCCUGGUAGUCGAUUACGAAUCCUAUACAACUCUGGACAGUGUGACCACUCCAUUCUCGGAAGAUCGCCAAUCGCUGCUCGAUGAACAGUUUGCUCUGGAUGAUGCAAGAAGACAGUCGGAAACUUCCAUUCCGCCCGUAGUCCACCCUCGCCCACCGCUCCCAGUGGCUCCGGAAACUGUACCGACCUCCGUACCGCGACAAUCUCCACCACCGGAGAAUGUUGUGUCCAAGACUGUCACCGUUCGGUCGGGUGAACAGAUCCAGUUCAACGCGUCGUUCACAAUCUCAGGUCCGGUAGCGUAUGAAGUUGAGUGGCUCAUGAACGGAGCACCCAUUCCACGGCAUCUGGACGCUGAUAUGAUUUUGUCCGACUCCGAUACUCGAUUGCUGAUAGCUCACGCAGAACCAUCCAUCCAUACAGGCACUUUUGCUUGUCGCUGUCGUCUGUUUGAAGGUACGGAAACCGCGGUGUAUUUUUACGUGAACGUCCUGCCAAAAGAAACGACAGACGAGUUCGAGGAAGAGGAGGAUAGCGAAGACCGUAAAUCAAAAGAAGGCAAACUGGAACUCAGUCACGUUGCGGACAGUUCCGCAAUGCUACAAGAAGCGCCCAUAGCUUUGAUAGUGGACCAUUCCGAGGCUGCUCCUCCAGUGGUCCAGGAGCAAGAUUUACCGGAACUAGGAGCAGAAAAGAGUAAAGCUUCUUUCCUCAGUGCAUCACCUCUCACUGCAGACGUUGCGAUCGGUCAGGUGUUAGAAUUGCGUGUCAAAGUUGAUCGUCAGAAAGCCAAGGAUAUCGUUCUAUCAGCUCAAACUUCCGAUAAGCAAAUCGACUGGGAACAUGCGUUGCCCGAAUGGCGUCGUGACAAUCAGCCACUGAAAGCUAGUGCCAAGUGUCGGAUGUUUGAGGAAGGUGACACGGCAGUUUUACAGAUGGUCACCUCUGAGUGUGCACCGAAUACGCAAUCCACGUACAGUUUUGCACUUCAUCUGUCCGAUCAACAAGAACCCUACCAAAUUCAAAUCCCGGUCCACAUACAUCCACCGACUGAGGAUGAGCUAAAUGCCGGUUUCAUCCCCGUGGACAAUUUGUUGUCGAUGCCGAAAUCCGGGAUGCGCAAAGCGGUGAGCAUAAGCGAAAUGUUGGACAUCCAGUUAAUUCAAGGUCAAAAGUUUCGUCUGAUUGCGCAACUGGAGAACAAACCACUCAGUGAUGAACCAUCGAUUUGGUGGACAUUGAACGGCACUCCGAUCGCCAGUCGCGGACGCGUAGAUGGGGACCGGUUAGAUCAGAGUGAAUUCCGUUGUUUUUUGAAUCGAUCUAAUCUCACCGUGAAGCUGACCAAACCAGCAGUGAAUCAAGCCGAUGCGGGAUUGUACACAUGUUGGUUGGACGAUUCCCACGGGGGUACGGGUCCGGCGAAAAAAGUUAUCGAAUACUCAGUUACUGUGCUGGUCGCGGAUGAGGACGGUUAUUUCGAUACGGAUGAUAUUUUUGUCGAAUCAGAUGAUGAAAAUGUGAUCGUGAUGAAAAAGCCCGGAUCAAAUGAAAUUGAUCAGGAAUCGGCACAGACGAAGGAGAUGCUGACGGCAAAAGAGGAAUCAGACAAAACCGAGGAGGAAACGUUUGAACUCGUUGACGAUCAGCUGGAGUUUGGCAAAGCAGAUAGACUAAAUACCGAAAAGGGAUUGACCGUGGAGGAGAGCGAGACUCAUCAGACGGAGGCCGAAAUUUCGGUCCCCGUUGAACAGCAGUUACCAUACGAAGAAAAGGAAAUUACAAAAGAGGCAGACAAAGAUAAGGGAGGAAAACCAGAAGUUGAACAAGGUAAACCAGUGCACGAGAAAGAGAAGGAAUGGAUGCCCGACGACGAGGACACCGAAUCGCAUGAAACGAAUGCAAUGGCGAUAAAUGAUCAGGGAGAUAAAGAAGAAGAUGGAGCUGUACGUGUAGCAUCGGAAACAACGAUGAUGAAGGAGAACUAUAAACAGGAAAAGGAAGAGACAAUAACAGAUGAAGAACAAAACAGAAAGAAGAUAGAAGAAAAGAAGGAGAGGAAACGACUGGAAGAGGAAAAGAGGAAGAAGGAAGAAGAAGAGAAGGAAAAGAAACGAUUAGAAGAAGAAAGGAGGAAGAAGGACGAGGAAGAGAAGGAAAAGAAACGAUUGGAAGAAGAAAAGAAGAAGGAGGAAGCUGAGAAAGAGAAGCAAAGGUUGGAAGAGGAAAAGAGGAAGAAGGACGAGGAAGAG